This is a messenger RNA of Centruroides sculpturatus (bark scorpion), 2726 nucleotides long. RefSeq names its product extracellular matrix protein FRAS1-like. The record is from RefSeq and is a predicted model, not a curated record. Lineage: Eukaryota; Metazoa; Arthropoda; Arachnida; Scorpiones; Buthidae. The transcript has 17 exons. The coding region runs from base 54 to 2711 and encodes 885 amino acids.
UUUUAGGUGUUUGUUUACCACCUUGCAAGACAUGUGAAAUAAACGAUUACCGAAUGUGCUCUGCUUGUUUAAAUGACAAACAUGUAAUUUUCAAGGGCCAAUGUCAAGAGAAAUGUCCAGAAGGAUAUUUCAUUGAUUUUCAUGGAGUUUGCCAAAUUUGUCAUCAGAAUUGCAAAGAAUGUUUUGGGAGAGAAGAAAAUCAAUGUUUAUUAUGCUACAACAGCAGAUUACUAAAACAUGGAAGCUGUGUUGAAAAUUGUGGAGAAAGUUAUUUUGUAUUUAACCGAUCAUGUGAAGCAUGUAAUGAAACUUGUAAUGAAUGCUUUAAGAAUAGUUUCAAAUGUAGAGUUUGUCAAAGUGGCUAUUAUUUACAAGACGAUUUCUGCCAAGAAUCUUGCAGUCCAGGAUAUUAUCCAUCAGAAAAUGCUUUUUGUCUUCCUUGUCAUCCUGCAUGUAAAGAAUGUAGAGAUUCACAGCCAACAUCAUGUACUAAAUGUACUUACAAUCAAUUUUUAUUGAAAAGUAUGUGUGUUGAUGUUUGUGGACAAGGAUUUUAUGAAAAUGUUUUAGAAAGAUCCUGUUCAGCAUGCCAUCCAACAUGUCGUUUCUGUGCAAAUGGCCCUACUCCUGAUUUAUGCUUAUCAUGCAACCAUGGCUAUCUGCUCCCUCAUCCAGAAAAUGAAUUUGGCUAUUGUGUUGAAGAAUGUCCAUCAAAUCAUUAUGUUUCAUCUACUGGAGUAUGCAAAGCUUGUCACAAUAAUUGUUUUGAAUGUGAUGGACCAGAAACUGUGGAUUGUAUCAAAUGCAAUAAGGAUUUCAAUAUGAAGGAUGGUGAAUGUGUGAAAACUUGUGGAAACGGGUACUUUGCUAAUAAUGGUGUAUGUCUGCAGUGUCAUGUUUCUUGCAAAACCUGCUAUGGUGCUGGCAUUGAUGAAUGUGUAUCUUGUCCUGAAAAUGUAAAACUUUCCUUUGGAAGUUGCUCUUCAAAAUGUACACCAGGAAAAUAUCUUGACUCAGAUGGAAACUGUAAAGAUUGCCAUUCUAGUUGUUCUUCAUGUAUUCUACACUUUGAGAAGUUACAGCCAAUUUGUAUGCUAUGCAAAGAACCAUCAUAUUUUUCUUUAGGUGAAAGCUGUGUGAAAGAUUGCGGAAUCCAAUUUUUUCAGAAUGAUUUUGGAAGAUGUGAAGCCUGCCAUCAUUCUUGUUUGUCUUGUAAUGCAAAGUCUACCAGAAGUUGCACCAGUUGCAAAGAAGGAAAAGUUUUAACUCAUAAUGGAAGAUGUGUUGAUUAUUGUUAUGAAGGAUAUUUUGAAGUGAAUGGAGAAUGUCUAGCAUGUGAUAUUAACUGCAUACAAUGUAGUUAUGAUGGUGAAUGUCAAAUGUGCAGAGAUGACCUUGUUCUUCAGUUUGGAGAAUGUGUUUCAUCUUGUUAUGAAGAUUAUUAUUUAGAUUAUGGAACAAGAGAAUGUAAAGAAUGUUCUGUAUCCUGUGAAAAAUGUCAAGGACCAACUCCUCAUGAUUGCAUUUCAUGUCUUGGUAAUUUAUUAUUAGAAGAAGGAAGUUGUGUUAUCAGCUGCAAAGAAGGAUUUUAUCAGGAUGGAAAAGAUUGUAAAGUUUGUAGUAAAAACUGUAGAACGUGCACAAAUUAUUUAAAUUGCACUUCUUGUCAUUCACCACUUUCACUUUUGGAUAAUGAAUGUGUUUCAAAUUGUGGAAUUCAAAAAUAUCCUGACAGAAAUAACCAAAUUUGCAAAGAAUGUUCAGAGAAUUGUUAUAGUUGUUUAGAUUUUCAUCAUUGUAGCUACUGUAAAGAAGGAUUUUAUUUGAAACAUAAAAUGUGUGUUCAGAGCUGUGGAACUGGUUAUUUCGUAGAUGAAAAAUUACGGAGCUGUGAAUUGAAUGAGAAAGCACCUAUUCUACUUGUAAAUGAUAUACUGGUUGGUGAAUUUAAUAGUUACAGAGUUGUGGAGUCUACUAUAUUAUCUGCAAUUGAUGAUGACACCGAUCAAAAUUAUUUAAAUGUAAUAUUAAUAACUGAGCCAACAACUGGAAAAUUGAUAUUACAGUCUAACAAUGGAAAUAAGACUAUAUUAAGAACUGGAUCUAUAUUUUUUUAUACGGCUAUACGUGAUAAACAAUUACUAUUUAAACACACAAAACAAGAACCACUAGCAGGUAAUUUUAGUAUCGUGAUAAAUGAUCGGCAGUUGAAUAGCAACAUUGAAGAAAUCUCAAUUAAGAUUGUAUCUCCAUAUCCACCUGUUAUUGAGCAAAUUGAAAUUCCAAUUAUUGAAAAAGGAAAAGAACAAAUAAUUUCAAAUAGAUUCUUAAUUAUAACAGAUGAAGAUAAUUUAAAGGAUAUUAUAAUUAAUAUUGUUGAAGGUCCUCAUUAUGGAAAACUUUUGAAAUUUCCUAGUUAUGAAAAAGUUUCAAAGCUCUCUAUAAAAGAUCUGGAAAAUAAUAAUUUGAUAUAUCAACAUGAUGGAUCCUAUAGUAAUAGAGAUAUGAUGGUUUUACAAGUUUGGGAUGGUUACAAUACCAGAUUAGGAAUUUUUUAUUUUCAGAUAUUUUAUCAGAUUUCAAAUGAAUCAAAUCUACCAAAUCAGUUAGAAAAUCAUACGUUAAAUACUGAAAUAUCCUCUUCUAAUAAUGAAAUGUGGACAGCUACCAUCGCACCAAUAAAUUUAGGGAUUUCAGUAAGUUUGUUUUGAUAUUUGAACUUUAUA